Molecule: messenger RNA, 2325 nt
Organism: Drechmeria coniospora
Lineage: Eukaryota; Fungi; Ascomycota; Sordariomycetes; Hypocreales; Ophiocordycipitaceae
Exons: 6
Coding region: 1-2325 (774 amino acids)
Biological process (GO): regulation of transcription by RNA polymerase II
Cellular component (GO): chromosome
Molecular function (GO): chromatin insulator sequence binding
Source: RefSeq, a predicted model, not a curated record
AUGGACCGUCACUGCGACGAGCCACUGCAGGCCGGAGUGCACGCCAUCCAGGCCGCGGCGCCGCAGCCGUGGAACAUUUUCAACUUUUACGCAGCGCCCUCCAAAAAUGACCCUUGGAUCCCCUCUGGGGUUAUCCAGGCACCGCUCUCCAACGACCAAGCCGGUCCACCAGCGUACACACCGGGGCACUUUGUGCAGAACCCGACCGUCGUCGACUACAGAACCAAAGACUCGCCCUCCGAAUGCGCCACCCUGCCUGGCGACUCUGGCUACGGAAGCAGCCACCAUGCGUUUAGCGUUGCGAGCCGAUCCGUCCAUGGAGAAGAAGCCGGUCUCGACAGCUGCAUAGGUCAAGCUCCGGCGAACUGUCCGAUGAAUACGGCUCUGGAUUCGCUGUCGCCACCGCAAUUCGCCCGCUCGGCCACCAAUAUCAGCUGCCCAGAUCCCUACUGCAAGACUGUGCUGAGGAGCCAAGGCCAACUCAAGUGCGUCCUGGCCGCAUUUUCGUGCCGCGCAAAUUUCCAAGAUAAGCCGCUGAUGUCCCGCAGGAAGCACAUGCAGCGUCAUUUGAGGAUCCACAAGUGUCCCUACCCCAACUGUGCCAAGAGUCACCAUGGCUUCAGCACCGCCAAUGAUCUCGUUCGUCACAAGAGAUCCGUUCAUGCUGAACAAGGGCUUCCUGGACGCUCAUUCGUAUGCCCUCAUUGCAUGCCCGAGUUUGCCGGGCCCAAAGUAUGGCCGCGGGCGGAUAAUUUUCGUUCCCAUCUCCUGCGGGCCCACAGGAUCAAGCUCGAUGCUGACGAUGAUCACCAACGGUUUCUGUACGAGCCACCCGCAAGUGAGAGCGAAGCCAAGGACGUCGGCGAGGAAGCCGUUUCCGAAGCCCAGGCACAGCCGAUGCCACCGCCCGACCCUAUCUUGUCGAAUCGAACCUCGACCAUAGGCCUGCAGGAGCAGGACAUUCAGCUGCUGCCAGGCCAGGAUCCGUAUCAAGCCCAGAUAGGCAUCGACCCGGCUCUUUUUCAGGAUCCUCCCGCCGGAGCUGAACAUGAAGAUGACGGGUUCAUGCAUCCCAUGGCCUUUUCGCCAAUGACGCGGCCGUUGGAAGCCUACAGUUCCGAUCAUCGGGAGCUCCGCAACGACUACGUCGCCUCAAAAGCCGAGGGCGAACCGGUCGAAGAGUCGGCGCUGAGUCUGAACCAAGAUAAUUGGCAACUGGGCAAGUCGGGCUUCGGGGAGUCCACAACAGUGGAACUCGACACUUUGAGAACCGCGGAGGUUCGUCCGCAGCAGAUAUGGAGCCGAGCGGAUGGCAGUGCCCUGAUGGACAUGGUCAAGAUUAACGGUGACCCGUGUGUGGGCUCAAACCCCCAAGUGAUCGUCAAGUACUUGAAGCUUUUCCCCAAGGAGUUUCUUCAAACCGCACUUCAGGGAGACGUGCAAGAAUCGGAGAAUGCAUGCCAACCGGACGAGGAUCCGGUUCCGAGGAGCCGAAUAGGGUGCAUGGACUGUCCGAAGACGUUCAGUCGACAAUGCGAGCUGAAAAAGCACAUGAAGAGACACAUGAAGCCAUACGGUUGCACGUUCAAACGAUGCUUCAAGAGGUUUGGCAGCAAGAACGACUGGAAGCGGCACGAAAGCAGCCAGCACUACCAACUCGAAACGUGGAACUGCGAUGUUCGCGAUUGCAGCAAAUCGUGCCAGCGACGAGACAAUUUCAAAAUUCACCUGCAGCAGGAGCAUGGUCUGGUGGACAGCGGCUUGAUGGAAGAGAAACUUGAAAGCUGCCGGAUGGGCCGCCAUUGCGACCCGCGAUUCUGGUGCGGGUUUUGCGUCAGCAUCGUCGAGAUCGACGUGCGCAAACGAGGGAGCAACUCGUGGACCACGAGGUGCGAUCACAUCGACAGCCACCUCUUUGGCAAGGACGACCUGCCGAGGAAGAACAUCGGCGAGUGGAGGCAUCAGAACGACGAAGGAGACGAUUCAGAAAGCCCAUGCUGCGACGAUGGGAGCGAACCGACUGCGAGUCCCGCCCUCGGCGAGAUGGAGAGCAACGAAAGGAAGCGAAGAAAGGGCUCACCGGGCGACGAAAGACGGCUUAAGAAGGCGAGCAACACCCAAGACUACGUGUGGACCUGCAAAGUGCAUGUGCCCGACGAUGAUGAACUUCAAGACCUCCUUGUCGUGCAUCGAAUGCGGCCACAUGAGGUGCUCGCUCCAUUGCACGAUAGAGCAGUGUCCGACGAUGGCGACAUGAACGUGGUGGCUGCUAAAGGGGUCGAGGUCCGGCGGGAAGACAACGUUGGCCGUGUCCGACGAUGGUAA